Messenger RNA from Tachysurus vachellii, 3838 nucleotides. RefSeq names its product potassium voltage-gated channel, Shaw-related subfamily, member 1b (gene kcnc1b). Lineage: Eukaryota; Metazoa; Chordata; Actinopteri; Siluriformes; Bagridae. The transcript has 4 exons. Gene Ontology annotation, molecular function: delayed rectifier potassium channel activity; protein binding. The record is from RefSeq and is a predicted model, not a curated record. Gene Ontology annotation, cellular component: dendrite membrane; voltage-gated potassium channel complex; neuronal cell body membrane. The coding region runs from base 815 to 2617 and encodes 600 amino acids. Gene Ontology annotation, biological process: protein homooligomerization; potassium ion transmembrane transport.
CGCGCAUUACAAAGAGAUGCGCUGGUGCUUUUAAUGAACGAAGGAUAAAAACGUCUCCGUCAGACUAAUCUUCAUCUGUUCUUGCCUCGAUUCCUAACGUAGUUCUAGCGAUCACGUGACUUGCGGCGCUCGACCUGCUGCGGGAGGCUGAAGGCGCGUCGGGCUGUGCGUUGUCAACGCGUGAACGCACUGAUUUAACAUCUUAUUUAAAUUUUUUCAUCACAUUGCAUACAAGCCGAAGUUCAGGAGCAGUUCUUCAUCAUCAUCAUCAUAAUCAUCAUCAUCAUCAUCAUCAUCAUCAUCAUCAUUAUUAUUAUUAUUAUUAUUAUUAUUAUUAUUAGGCGGACGCUGAGAAAACAGGACACCUGUAUUAGAAGUACGGCGGAAUGAUGAAGGCGCGACGGCAGCUCUGCCACAGUCACCUUGCGCCGAAUGACACGGAGAGCCAAGACGUGAUGCACGGCGUCUCCAAUUAACGCGCUCUUCACACUCAAUCCGCUCGUUACUGACUACACGUUACUCUAGAGCUCAGUUGAGGUUUGCGUUUGCAUUGCUUCAUUGUCCUCUUUAACGGUGAGAAUUCACCCCUCUGUAUUCGCGCUCUAAAGACGAGACUGGCACCAUCACCAUACCCUCACAGGUGUUGCGCUAUUUAUAAGAUUCGUGUUUUGUUUUCGGAACGUUUUCGGCUCUGUAGAUGCGUGUUUUGCAUAAGUACGCGCGGCGCUGGCCUGUUGGCAUUCUUCUCACUCCCACCCCUAUGUCCCGGUAGCCAUGCCCGAGGUAGGUGGCAGAUAAUGCCCAGGGCGUCGCGAUGGGCCACCACGGCGACGAGAAGGACCGUAUUGUGAUCAACGUGGGCGGCAUCAAGCACCAGACGUACCGCGGCACGCUACGCACGCUCCCCGGCACGCGCCUCUCGUGGCUCGCUGAACCCGACGCCGCAAGUCACUUCGACUACGACGCGACGGUCGGUGAGUUUUUCUUCGAUCGGCACCCGGGUGUCUUCGCGCACAUCCUAAACUACUACCGCACGGGCAAGCUGCACUGCCCGGCGGAUGUGUGCGGUCCGCUCUACGAAGAGGAGCUUGCCUUCUGGGGCAUCGACGAAACCGACGUGGAGCCGUGCUGCUGGAUGACCUACCGGCAGCACCGCGAGGCCGAGGAGGCGCUGGUUAGUUUCGGCGGCGCCGCGUUGCUCGAAGCCGGUGGCGCACACGAUGAAACGGAGGCAGAAGGCGGCACGCACGAGGCGCCCGCCGAAGGGGACGAAGGAGCGGAAAUGACGCGACGCCUAGCGCACGGAGACUCUCCCGAAAGCCGCUCAGGCCGCUGGAACCGAUGGCAGAGGAGGAUGUGGGCGCUCUUCGAGGACCCCUAUUCCUCCAAAUACGCGCGGUGGGUGGCUUUUGCAUCUCUGUUCUUUAUCCUGGUUUCCAUCACUACAUUUUGUCUGGAGACUCAUGAGGCCUUUAACCCCAUCAUCAACCGCACAGAAACAGAAAUGGUGGACAAUGAAACCGUGGUGCGUAUUUACCCCGAGACUGAGACCAUGGUGCAGCUAACAUACAUCGAGGGGGUUUGUGUGAUCUGGUUCACCUUUGAGUUUUUAAUACGAAUAACUUGCUGUCCCGACAAAAUCAAAUUCAUCAAGAAUGCCCUUAACAUCAUUGAUUUUGUUGCCAUCCUGCCUUUCUACCUGGAAGUAGGACUAAGUGGCCUGUCCUCCAAAGCCGCAAAAGACGUGCUAGGGUUCCUGCGUGUUGUGCGCUUUGUCCGGAUUCUGCGUAUCUUCAAACUGACGAGGCACUUUGUUGGUCUGCGGGUGCUGGGUCACACACUCCGUGCCAGUACCAAUGAAUUCAUCCUCCUCAUCAUCUUCCUUGCUCUUGGUGUGCUCAUAUUUGCCACCAUGAUUUACUAUGCGGAACGUAUCGGAGCCAACCCUAACGAUCCCCGUGCUAGUGAUCACACACAUUUCAAGAAUAUCCCCAUUGGUUUCUGGUGGGCUGUGGUCACCAUGACGACGCUUGGCUAUGGUGACAUGUAUCCUCAGACGACGUCGGGUAUGUUAGUGGGGGCACUUUGUGCUCUGGCUGGUGUGCUUACCAUUGCCAUGCCUGUACCUGUGAUUGUCAACAACUUCGGCAUGUAUUAUUCUUUGGCAAUGGCUAAACAAAAACUACCAAAAAAAAAGAGCAAGCAUAUCCCAAGGGCACCUCAGUUGGGGUCCCCCAACUACUGUAAGUCAGCCAUUAACUCACCAAGACCCAGCACUCACAGUGAUACCUGCCCUCUGGCCCAGGAAGAAGUCUCUGAGAUUAGAUACCAAGAUUUCAAAGUGAACGGAGAGCCGUCUAAAGCGGCCCUGGCCAAUGAAGACUGUCCCCACAUCGACCAGGCUGUAUCACCUGAGGAGGUUUUCAGCCCUGUAGACCGUGAGAGACCCUGUUUCCUGCUCACCUCCGCAGAUCGGGGCAAUCACAUAGGGGCAAGAGUCAGGAAGGAAGCCAAGCGAGUGAGCCGAAGCAGACAACCAACAGAGUCAGUGUGUGUUAUGAACCAUGGUGUGCCAACCACUAUGUGUGUCAACCAUAAAGCCACCUCUCCCACCUGAUAGUGCUGUAGCGUGUGUGUCUGUACGCAUGCGGAUGAAAAGUGAGUGUGGAUGUCGUUGGACGAGUGAUCAGCAUUAUUUCUGAGUGACAGACAGAACUCAGCAUAGAUGUAGCACAGUAGCUCAGAGAAACUGUUGUCGUUCAGCUGUAUGUACCUCUGUUCCGUGACUAAUUAUUGUGCGGUUGUAUUGAAGUGUGAAGUGCCUAUUGUUUUGUGUUACACGUGUGUGUGUGUGUGUAUGUGUGUGUGUGUGUAUGUUGGUGUCGUAUAUAGUGCUUUUGUGUGCUGUUGCAUCAAAAAUGUGGCUUGUUUUUUUUUUUGACUACCCAACGUUUGGGUUGCAUUUAUUUAUUUAUUUUUGCUGUGUUUCAAUGUUGUGUAAUGUUGCUCCGGUACAUUUUUAAGUGAUUAGUCACGUAGUCUGAAGUCAUGCUUACGUAGGGGAAAAAAAUAAUAAAGCUGCAAAACACUUUUGUUUUCGUACCAGCAUAUCGAUUAUAUCGUAAACGCAUUUGCACUGUUUGCACCUGUUCACCUGUUUCUUUAUCUAGAAUAGAUACGAGUUGGAAACCUAGGCUUGUACAGCUGCAUUGAAGCUUAGCGAAUAAACGAAUUUGGCUGACAAAACCAGAGGACCAAACUUCACAUUCUGAACAAAUGAAAAGUUCCUUAUUAUGUCACCUAAGCUGCUUUAAAAAUAAAUAAAUAAAUAAAUAAAAAUCUUGAAGGAUUUUGGGGUCUAGUGCCUGUGAAUCCACGCAGCUGUAUUGUGUCUGGAUUGUUCUAUCUCUAAAAAUGACUUUUAGACUUUUUCAGCACAACAAACGAAGAUGUGAUUCUGGUACACUGGUUUAUCUGUAGCAAUGUCAGAAACAUACAGGGUUUUUAACCGAAAGAAAAUAAUACUGUGUCUUAGGUUUAGUCCAAUAUUUAUUUUUCAUAUUUGUGGAAAUGUACAGUAAGCCCAGUUCUUUGGGACCAACCUGAAACACUGCCAGCACUGCCAUCACUUUGGCGAUGUCGACGUCACACUGUAACAAUAUGCUGGACUGUUUGUACACCCCAACACCACGAGAGCACAUGUACGUGUCAGUGCUAAAAAUGUUUCAGAGUGCUAAUGUUUGGUCGACAUACUGCGUAGUGUGAUUAGUGAUUCAAAACACAAGAUGUUGUUUUCAUUGAUGGUUUGAUUUGUUGAAGCAAAUUUGUGUCUUUUUCC